AUGGCACUGAAUGUUUUGAGGCGCACAUCUAAAUUUGGUCGAUUAUUAGGCUUCACUUCACCAGCAGUGAAAAAUAAUAUGAGAAUACUCUCAGUGGGACAACCUGCAUUAAGUAAAAAAGAAGUCGAAGUAACUUUUAUUAAAGCCAAUGGAGACGAAAUUAAGGCCAAAGGAAAAGUAGGCGAUUCCCUAUUGGAUGUAGUCGUAAACAAUAAUCUAGAUUUAGAUGGCUUUGGUGCAUGUGAAGGAACUUUAACUUGUUCGACUUGCCAUCUAAUCCUCUCCCCUGAAAACUACAAUUCACUACCCAAUAAACCGUCUGAAGAAGAACUAGACAUGUUGGAUUUAGCUUACGAUUUAUGCGAUACUUCUCGUUUGGGCUGUCAAAUUAUUCUCGAAGAUAAUUUGGAUGGAUUAAAAGUGAAAGUACCUGCAACUGUUAACGAUGCUAGGAGCUAA
This is a messenger RNA of Ceutorhynchus assimilis (cabbage seed weevil), 459 nucleotides long. NCBI's taxonomy places the organism in Eukaryota, Metazoa, Arthropoda, Insecta, Coleoptera, Curculionidae. The record is from the annotation of a GenBank genome assembly.